Messenger RNA from Vanessa atalanta (red admiral), 1437 nucleotides. RefSeq names its product LETM1 domain-containing protein 1. Gene Ontology annotation, molecular function: ribosome binding. Gene Ontology annotation, cellular component: mitochondrial inner membrane. NCBI's taxonomy places the organism in Eukaryota, Metazoa, Arthropoda, Insecta, Lepidoptera, Nymphalidae. The transcript is spliced from 4 exons. The record is from RefSeq and is a predicted model, not a curated record. Gene Ontology annotation, biological process: intracellular monoatomic cation homeostasis. The coding region runs from base 72 to 1163 and encodes 363 amino acids.
AAUAUUUUAAAAACCGUACAAUUUUAAUAAUGUAAGAAAAGAAAAAAGUGGCAUUAUUUUAGUCAAAUAUAAUGUCUAUUCACAGAUUAGUAGCUGUUUCUAGGUUGAUGUUACAAUGUAAUCGUUUUUGUUCAGUUCCAUUAGGAAAAUAUCAUCAAAAACGAAAUCCAACAUAUCAUGAAAAUGGGUUUCUGAUACAGCGUUGCACAAAACACACAAACACCAUAAAACAUGAAAAAGAGAAACUUAGGACAUAUAUUAUACAAAGAUAUAUAGAUUAUGUUAAAAACUACACCAAAGUAUUAGAAAACAGAUUUCCUUCGGCAAUGAGAAUGUACAGAGUUUUUAGUGUAGGCAUUAAAGAGUUCUUAAAGGAUUUAAAAACCUACAUAUCACUGAGAUUUAAAAUAGCUAAAAAUGGUGGUUUCUCUAACAUGUCUCGCCAAGAUAUAGAAUUAUAUCAGAAAAUGCCUUCAGAUAUGUGGAGGAUUGCUCCCGUUCUAAUAUUAUCAGCUGUACCAUUUGGAAACUAUGUGAUAUUUCCUCUAGCAUUUUUAAAACCAAAGAAGUUGUUAAGUUCUCAUUUCUGGUCAAUACAACAAAAAGCUGAAUUUACCGUACAAGAUCUUACUGACCGUCUUAAGAAUAACAAGCCGGUUUUUCGUGCACUUCAAGCAAAAAUGAACUCAGUUUCUUCGGGUGACAUGAAAAAACAAUGGAAAAGGAUUAUUGGUUUACUUGGUUCUGGUGUUCAUCCAACCGCACAAGAAGUACUGGCUUGUAAGGAUUUAUUCAGCAAAGAACCAUACAGUUUAUCUAAUUUGACUUAUUCCCACAUGGGUUACUUGCUUAAAAUGUAUGGAUUAAAAAAAAGUAUAUUCAGGAGGAAAAAAUUGAAAUACAAAGCAUUUUUACUUUUACAAAUGGAUAAGGCUAUUGUAAGGGAAGGUGGUGUAGAAACAUUGAGCACAGAUGCUCUACGAAAUGCAUGUCUUAUCAGAGGUUUAAAUAGUAGUCACUUAUCUAACCAAGACAUGAGGGACUGGCUUCUACAGUGGCUGCAAGUAUCGGAAAAUAUUGAUUCAAAUUCAUUUUCUUUGUUACUUCAUUGUCCUAUAUUUUUUGCAUACAAUCAUCCUCAAAAUUGGGUGCUAAUUUAUUGAAUGUUUUUAGCUUACCUUAAAAACUGUAUAUAUAUGUAUAAAAUAUUGAAAAAGUAGCAACAUAUUGACAUUUAAAAAAAUAUGAUAACAGUGUGCUUUAUUAACAAAAGUUUCUGACAGUUUUUUUAAGGAGCGCAAAUAUAGUACCCCAGUUUUAUCAUGUCCAUAAUUAACACCUCAAUGGUCAAAUAAAAGAACAUCUCAUUAUUAGAAAAUCACCUAUUUAACAUUGAUUUACUAUUUAUAGUUAAGGAAAUAAAUUUCUUGUAACAUA